UUAAACUCAUUGUAGAGAUUAGGGUUGGUACAACCAGUGUAAUUAAAAACAAAUAAGAGUGUAUAAACAUCGCAGAUAAAUCAUUUGGAAAUCAUCGACUUCUGCCAUCAGUUGGCUGCCAUGCAAAGAUGAAUGGGAAAUGCAAUCAAACUGGUAUGUGUGUUGAGUGAGAUGAACCUUUCCAGCUAGGCGAGGUUUAUGCUCCCGCCAACGAGAACGAUGAUGGAAAAGUAAGUAUGAAAUAGCUCGGGUGAUGUGUGUGUGUGUGUGUGUGUGUAUGGGUGGAAGAAGUAACAAGAGAGAAAGGUAGAGUAGACUGAAAGAAGAAAGAACGAAAGAGAGGGGCUGUGAGUACAGGCUUUGAGACCAGAACGCUCGACUGAGCUUGCCAUUCUGUUAGUGAUUUUCAAAGAUAUCGCACGCGUUCGUUAGUUUCGCGCAGUUGGGGAAGAAAGAUGGCGUCCAAAAGGAGGGAAUUCGACAAUGGUGCAGCCGAGACUCCCGCUCGUAAAUCGAUGAAAAAGGCCUCAAAAUGGGAAGCAGUAAUGAAAGAGCUGUCGGAGUCAAAGGUGCUUAAUGUUCAGUUGAAGGAGGAGUUGAAUAAGGCGCGCGAAACGAUUGCUUCGCUGCAAGUCAGUCUUAAUACGCCACGUAGUGAAACGAGCGAGGUUCGAAGCGAGGAGUUCAUUGGAGGCUUGGGUCCGUCUAGUACUCACCGUCACGGUCCACAGGCAGGAGAAUCUAAUGCGGAAAUGACACGAUUCAUGUCAUCCGUAAACCAAAUCUCGGUGUCCUCUAUCUCGGUUCCGGAAUGCAAGCCGUCGUGCGAACUCGAAGAAAUCGGAAGACACGAUUUUGAAGUAUGGAAGGAUCUGUUGACUGACUCCAUGAAACUGGCUGGUGUGUCGGACGAAGCAACGCAGUUUAUCGUCUUCAAAGUUAAGGCCGGUCAAAAAUUGCUGGACGUCUUCAAGAAUACGAAGUCGGUCGAGAACGCCCCGAAUGAGCUCAACUUCCCGUUCUCGAACGCAAUGUAUCGUCUGAACACGUACUUCUCUUCGGGAGCAGAUGUAAUGCUCCAGAGGCGAAAGCUGGCACUCAUUUCGCAGAAGACGGAAGAAUCGGAUGUGGCUUUCCUGAUGCGCGUUGGGGCGAUUGCUCGGAUGUGCGAAUUCGGCGAUGACAAGGAAUUUGAGGAGAUCGCCAGAGCGGUGGCCGAGCACGCGAAAAACCGAGAUGUGCGCACUACGGCAUUGAAAUUGCUGAGCCGUAAUGGAACAUUUACGGAUCUGGUUGACAAGGUCCGUGAAUUGGAAACGAUUCGCUUGAACGAGGACUUCUUCAAUCUGAAGCAUGGCAAGCCGGACUCAGUCAUGGUAGCUCGUGUGGCAACGACCCCCGUGGGGCAGUUAGCUGACCAGAGGGGACGCUCAGGAAAAUUCGGAGCUUCCAGUCGUGGGAGGUACGCAGGACAAAGAUAUCGGUAUGAAGGUAGCUCUUCCGGCCAUGGUAGAGGAUCUGGCUCAUGGCGUGGAACAACAGGCGCGAUUCCAGAACGCUGCUUUAGAUGCCACAGCUUGUAUCACAAAUCGUUCAACUGCAGCGCAGUGGAUAAAAUCUGUUUGAAUUGCGGUGGCAAAGGCCAUCUCCAGCGGGCUUGCCGAUCGUUGAUGCGAGGAGAUAGUAGUCGGUUGGAAAACGAAAGAUCAUCCGACAUGAGGGCAUCGGACGUCGCUGCGAUUUCCAAAGUGGAGCAUAAUCAGAGUGAUAAGGCAGCUGAAGACAAAGUAUCGAAAACGCAUGUGCAGGGGGCAUAUGAUAUAGCGCUCGUAUCGAUGGGUAAAGAUAGUGGAAUGAUUUCGGCAUCGGUAGCGGGGAUGAAAUGUGAAUUCCUCAUAGACUCCGGCGCGCAAGUAAACACGUUGUCAGAAUACUGUUUCAGCCAACUAUGCGAAGAUGGAGUCUAUAGAGAGGGUUUGCAUAACAUUCAACAGGGAACAGAUCGGGCACUGAAGUCAUAUGCAUCGGAAGGCGAGAUACCAGUUCUUGGAACUUUCGAGGCAUUUUUGUUCAUAUCGCAGGAUCGUCCCGUGUUUCUGGAGAAAUUUUAUAUCGUAAGAGAUUCGCAAUCACUUCUGGGCCGUCCUACUGCUACGAGAUACUGCGUGCUUCUGUUGGGCCUGCAAGUACCAGUGAUUGCGUCUGAUGCGGCACAUCCGACAGCUCUUCAGCAGACGGCAAUAGCGGCGGUGUCGUUGUCCGACGUGUUCCCCAAGUUCAACAUUCCACCGGUUGAAAUCAGGUAUGAUACGACAAAACCACCUUGCAGAAAUAUUUUCUUCAAUAUCCCGUUGGCGGUGAAACCGUUGGUAGAACAAAGGUUGCAGCAACUGGUAGCGUCCGACAUUAUUGAAUGCGUUGAAGACGACAUGGAUGUAUCAUUCUGCUCCUCGAUGUUGGUCAUCCCUAAGGGUAAAGAAGAUUUCCGACUAGUGAUUGAUCUCCGCGGACCAAACCAAUAUAUUCUACGAACCCCUUUCGCAAUGCCCACCCUAGAACAAAUUCUAGCGGAACUGGAAGGGGCCACCUGGUUUUCGACCAUCGAUUUGAGUAAUGCGUUCUUUCAUAUCGAACUCCAUGAAAAUAGUCGGCAUCUCACCAAUUUUCUGACGGAGUUCGGUAUGUACCGCUGCGUUCGCUUGCCUUUUGGCUUGUGUAAUGCCCCAGACAUCUUCCAAGAGGUAAUGCAGCGGAAGAUUCUGGGAGGAUGCAAGGGGGUCAAAAACUACCAGGACGAUGUAUUGGUAUUUGGACGAACAAAAGAGGAGCACGACCAAAAUUUGGCGGUGGUUCUCGAGCGGCUAAAGGAACAUGACGUCAGAAUAAACCAUACAAAGUGCGUGUUCGGAAGUCAGCAAGUAGAGUUCUUGGGUUUUGUUCUGACGGCUCAUGGUUGGCAAAUCGAAGAGGAAAAAUUGAACGCUAUAAGGAAUUUCAGGAGACCAGAAAAUUGUGCGGAGCUUAAAAGUUUCCUCGGGCUGAUCACUUUUGUUGAUAAAUUUCUCGUACAUCGAGCUUCGGCAACGAAAUGUCUCCGGGCCUUAGCUAGCGCGGAAAAGUUUUACUGGACGGAUGAAGAGGAAACUGAGUUCGUGAAUUUGAAGCAGAAUACUUUGGAAAGGAUCAAGACGUUGGGAUAUUUCUGUAACACCGAUCGAACAGAAUUGUUCGUGGAUGCGUCAGCAGCGGGGCUAGGUGCGAUCCUGGUCCAGUUCUCGGAGGCAGAUGUUCCCAGGAUAAUUGCGUGCGCCUCUAAAGCUUUAACAGCAACAGAGCAAAAAUAUCCCCAGACCCAUAGAGAAGCCCUGGCGGUAGUUUGGGGCGUCGAACGGUUUUCGUUCUAUCUAACGGGAAGGCCAUUUGUUGUGAGAACGGAUGCAGCUGCAAAUGAGUUUAUUUUCAACAACAACUAUCGAAUUGGAAAACGGGCUAUAUCGAGAGCUGAAGCGUGGGCGCUGCGGCUACAGCCCUACGAUUUCACUAUCGAAAGAGUUUCCAGCGAGGACAAUGUGGCGGACGUUUUUUCUAGACUGAUAUCUUGCGCUCAAGCGGCAAAACCCUUUGAGGACGACAAUGGAAACCACAUGUUGUUCGCAUUGGAUGGAGGUAUGGAUAUUACGUUGUCGGAAAUAGAGAAGGAAUCUGAACAAGAUGAGGAAAUGCAGCAACUAUGUUUGGCGCUUCAACUGGACGAGUGGCCACGCAAUUUGCGUCCUUUCGAGCCGCAAAAGAAGGACCUUCACAGCUUGGGUUUCCUCGUCUUCAAAGCAGAUAAAAUAGUUCUGCCGCUGGCUCUUCGGAAUAAGGCGUUAGAGGCGGCGCAUGGUGGCCACGUCGGAGAGGUUUAA
Messenger RNA from Aedes albopictus (Asian tiger mosquito), 3908 nucleotides. RefSeq lists its product as uncharacterized. The transcript is spliced from 3 exons. The record is from RefSeq and is a predicted model, not a curated record. Bases 456 to 3908 code for a protein of 1150 amino acids. Gene Ontology annotation, molecular function: nucleic acid binding; aspartic-type endopeptidase activity; zinc ion binding. Gene Ontology annotation, biological process: proteolysis. Lineage: Eukaryota; Metazoa; Arthropoda; Insecta; Diptera; Culicidae.